This is a messenger RNA of Leptopilina boulardi, 5785 nucleotides long. RefSeq lists its product as uncharacterized. The record is from RefSeq and is a predicted model, not a curated record. NCBI's taxonomy places the organism in Eukaryota, Metazoa, Arthropoda, Insecta, Hymenoptera, Figitidae. The transcript is spliced from 2 exons. The coding region runs from base 558 to 3878 and encodes 1106 amino acids.
CUCACGUUGGUCCCGCCACGAGGGAUUUUAGUUGUCAGUCAAAAGCCACAGUGUUCGGAGCGUUUGUGAUUUUCAUUUCUCGUUGAUUCGCGAGGGCGAUCGACGUUUCUUUACAUUGGAAAAGGAGAAGAAAAAAAUUAAAUAAAACCUAAGAGUGUCCAACUGGCACUCGGCCAAUUAAAUUAUACGAAGCGUAUAUAAAAAUCCGUCCCGGUGAGCGGAGAAGCGCAUGUUCAGCGUUCCAAGUGCAGUGGGUGCAUCGUGCAUCACCAGUUGUGUCAUGGGAGUGUCGAGGACUAGUUCGUGACUGAGAAACAAGCUCAGGACAUCAUCCUGUAGUGGAUAUUUAUUUUUAUAAUCGAAAAAAAAAGAAGAAAAAAUACUCAUUCUUUCUGGAUAUUUCUUUCUUUUAAGAAGAGAAGAGAGGCAUCUCUUUUUUUGGAUUUAGGGGUGUUUUUUUUAUUAUUUUUAUUUAUUUUUUUUUUUUCAAAGAAAAUUUGGCGGCAGAUGCGACAUUCAUGUGCCUGACAGAGGACGACGACGACGAUUAGAUCACCAUGGACCAGCGGAUUCUUCAGAAAUUCAUAAUGAGUCUUGUGGUAAUCACAACAUUAACGUCGUCGAUGUCGUUGGAUCGACGUGGAAGGCACAUUGCCACUGCGGCAGAAUCUAGUCAAUGGACCAAUUCCACUAAGCAACAGAAAGUUUCCAUUUCUACUGAUCGGAGAGCAGCAACAGUUACAGGAAGAAGAUUCUCUCAAGUGCCAGUGGAUGAUCAGAUAACAGCCAAGCGUGACAAAGACGACACAUUAUGGGACGACGGUAUACUCAUGUCCUCCGCAGGAAAUGGCAAAGAAAGAAAAUCAACAGCUGACGAUGAUGACGAGAAGAAGACAUUAUCGCAACAAGUAAAAGAGGGCAAAUAUGGAUUGAUCCAAAGUGAGCUCUAUCCUCACGAGCCAAAACGGCCCGGAAUUAUUAGCUACCUUCCCAAUUCGGAGGUUCCCAAAGACACCAUCAAGAAUCUCGGAGGUCUUGAUAAAGACGAGAUUUGGAUGGCGGAAAAUCAUAUUCUCGUUCUGCGUGGCGGGAACUUUCCCAAAGAUGACCCGGCGUCUAGAAAUUCGGAGACACCAUGGCCACCAAUUGACGACUAUGAGGCACCCAGAAGACAGGUUAAGAUUCCAAAAGAUCCCAAGGUUCCGCCACCAUUCCCGAUUCAACUCUCAGACGGCGGAUCGAUUCAGAUCAUCGGCAACAACGGAAAUGGAUCCCGAGACAAUGGUACGAUGGACUACGAAUACCUAGGUGGAUCCAAAGGCUAUCUACCCGGAGAAGGUCCUUUCUUCUCAGUUCCCAUGGGUGAUUCCCUCGCAUCUCCAGAUAUCAUCAAAUCUGUUAAUGAUUCGGGAGGAACGACUUCCGAGAAGAAAGGCAAAUCAGAACCGCCAUUUGAUGUUCUUGGUCCGUUCUUUCCUGCACUUCCUCCAGGAGCGGUUUUUGUCCCGCCUCCCUCAAACAUGUCAGACUAUGAUGAAGACGAUCAGUCGAUUUUCUAUCCACCACCUUACAGUUUCGUGUUCCCGCAAGACAACACAACUGCAAUUCCACCAGGUCCUCUUGUUCCCGGCAUCAUACUACCUCCACCGCCAGAUUUUUUCUCCUCAUUGGACGAGAAGAAGAAGAGCAAACCGAGUCGACUUACUACCCCGGCAUCAAAGUCUCGAACUUCUUAUUUUACGUCAAGAAAAACAGGCACCAAACUCUACAAGACUACAACCACUCCAACUUCUCAAUCACCUAUAAAAAUUGGUACUUUGCCAGUCACCAGUAAACCUACCGGCAAAAUAAAACUCAAGAGUGUAACAACUAAACCUUUCUUCCUGGAAGUUACGACUCCAAUGAUUGAAACUAGUUCUCAAAUCGAGAAAUCGAAACCCUCAUUCGAAAAUACAAAAUCUUUCGAUAAUCCAAAAUCCACAUUUGAGAACACAAUAGAAAGAACGGAGAAAAAUCCAUGGGCAUCGGUAAUCAGUAAAAGUGUUCCUCUAACCUACUACGCAACAACGAUUCCCUCUUCUGUGGAUCAGCCAGUCGAGGCAACUCCCGCUUCGAUAAAAUCCAUCAUUACCACUAAACACACUGGCAGAGUUCCUAGCAAGGCGUCUUAUUACUUCUACGAAGAAGCAACGGAAGAACCUUCAACAAUGAAACCACCAAUGUAUCGAACGACAACUGUCCUUCCCUUCUUGAAAAGCGAAACUCCGGAGCAGGAACGCAAAAAUUAUUACAAAGUAGAAAUGUUACCCGCACGACAAACUACAACGGAUAUUAGUGUCAAACUAAUUGAUUCUAUCCUCAAAGACCCUCAGGUUUUUCAAUACACAGAAGCAGACCAGCCAAACGAAAAAGAAAAUCUAUCUCCUAAUUCUGGACCGAUUUUCUUCGAAAGUGUUCCCGGAAGGUCCCUCGACCUAAACACAUACUACACAACUAUGAAACCCAAAAGUUCUCUUGAUAUGAAUUCAUACUACACGACACCGAAACCAAAGACUGCUUUGGAUAUGAAUUCUUACUACACGACACCGAAACCCAAGAAUUAUUAUCGCGAGGAGUUAAGUAAAUCCGAACGUAAGCCAAAGCCGAUUUAUCAGUACAGUUUCGAGGCCGCCGGUUACUCGAAACGUGAUAAACAGAAACAGGAUUUGGCCUCCUAUAACGAGUUCCAAGACAUUCAAUCCGUAAGCGAUCAAUACGAUUACGAUGGUUCCCUACCUGAACAACAGAUCCGUACCGAAAGAAUUCCAUCGGAUAGAGCUCCAGUGGAAAGGAUUCCUCUGGACACAAGUUCCUUAAACUUCCAAGGAUUUAAUCCUCCAAAUACAAUUCCAACAGACCGCAAUCCGGCAGAUCGCAAUCCAUUGGAUAGGAUUCCUCUCGAGAGAAUUCCAUCGCACAGAAUUCCCUACAAAACGCAAUCCCUUUACCAGACGACCGUUUCUCCUUUCAGUGAUUCAACAAUGGAUCCCCAUCAGUCUUAUUUCACCAAACAGGAUGAGCAACUCUUGGACGAUGUGACGAAAGAAUAUUUCACCGCAUUUGGAAAAAAACUAACCAGCCGAGGACAGAGCACAACACCCAUUUACGGAAAGUCGAGCACUGUUACCGAAAAGCCAAAAUACAGCACCUUCGUUCCAAAUCACUACGACUUCCGUCAGCUGAAAACUAAAGUAAAAGUCCACUACGGUGACCAAUCGCAAGGACCAUUUUCACUUAAAGGCGACACUCUCGUUAAUUACAAGCAUCAGUUGCCAAUAAAUCCCGACAGUGAACCAAUAGAAAAACCCGUGUCCCUAAAAAAUGAUAUUCUGGUGAAUUACCGAAAUCCCCUACCUCCCAUCAAUCCGGACAGUGAAUUUAUUUCACAAUCCGUUCCGCGGGAAUUUCAAGACUUUAUCCCGGUUGAGAAUCAAGUCAGAGGAUACAGACCGCAGGGAAUAAGGGCUCAACCAAGUUUCACUCCAAUUAGAAACUAUGGUGACCAAAGAUUACAAAGAGUCCGCAACGAAGGUGGAUUUGUACCCAUUACAAAUUGGAAUAAAUAUCCGCGACCCGUUUCUCUGCAGGGCGACAUUGCGGUGAAUUAUCGAAAUCCACGUCCCCCAAUAAAUCCCGAUGCUGAGUUUAUUACACCUGUUCAGAAUUCCGAGCCUGUCAAAGCAAAUUCUUACGUUGAGUAUAGUUUGCCAGGAGGUCAAGUCUACUUUUUUCCACCACAGGCCAAUCCAGCCAGACAGGAGGACAGGGAGAGUGUUUUUGCGAAACCAAGAACGUCGAGGUUCCUGCGACGAAGACGCGGUCCCGGUACUAACGUUUAGAAAAGUUUACACGGAAAAAAAUUUCAUGAAAAGGGAAUUUCUUUUGCUCUAGUCAAACUAAAUACAGUGAAGCAUGAAAUUCUGUUGGAUAAGAAUAAGAAAUUUGUUGCAAUUAGCGUAAUUCUUAUUCGGAGUCGAAGUCAAUUGACAAAAAUUAAAAUUUAACUCUAAUUCGUUGAGAAAAUGUUUAAUUGUACUAUUUUUUCAUUUAGCGAUUUCAAUUUUUUCUAAUCUAAGCAAAAGAUAAAUUAAGAACAUUGUAUUUGUUUUAAAAGAGUAAAAUCGAAAUUGCCAGAACGAUUUCUUUCCUUAAACCGAAAAUAAUAGGCGUUAACCCGAUGUAAUAUGGGUUUUGACUAAAUUUUCAUUUCCAAAUGAAUUGAAGAACAAAAUUUAGAAUUCGAUUUCCAAAUUAAUCAGAUUUCAAAUUUAUCGAAAUUCGAUUGACAAAUAAAUUAGAAUUAUUAUUCUUCUAAUUAUUAGAUUAAAACCUUUCAUUAAAUUGUAAAUUUUUUCCAAUUCCUUAUUAUAUACGAAACUUGUCACUACUGAGGGUUGACAAUAUUAAAAUCAAAUUGCCAUAAUUGUAAACAGAAUUACAAAAACGUAGGUCGCUUCUAUAAGAGGAACUGAAGAAAAACGGAAAACAAAAAAAUUAAAAAAUAUUGAAAAAGAGAAUUGUUGAAAAAAAAGAAAAACAAAAGCAACGUUAAAAAACGCAAAUAUUUUCUAUAAUUUAAUUAAAUAUUUUGUAACUCUAAUUUUUUCUUUCUUUCAAAUUAACCUGCUAAUUUAAUGUUCAGAAAUUCAAUAUUUCUUUUAACGUUGCUAAAUUUAUCAACAAAAACAACAAAAAAAAGAGAAAAAAAGAAGGAAUAUAUUUUUCAGGUUUGUCCCGAAAAAGAAGAAGCGGCCUUACGCUUCGAGUAUAUUUACUCACUUAGUAAGUACGAGUAGAAUAUUUAUUGCUUGUAAAUACAGCCGUUUAAGUUAACUGUAUGUUUUUUUUUACACACAACUAGUGUACGAUUGCGUGAUUAACGCCUUAAUUUAUGCGACAUAACUUUUUUUUUCUCAAAUGGACACACAAAUGAUGCAUUAUCGUCAGCGGUAAUAAUGACGUAACGCACAAUUGUGAUUGACUCUCCCGUCUGUGAUUAAUCAUCGAAGAUGUACAUAUACGUAUACGAAACGGCGGUUCGAAAAAAAGAAAAUAAUUAAAUACAAAAAUCAAUCGAAUAACAUCAACGAUUGUUAAAUUUCAUGAUUUCCUCUAUUUCGCCGGACAUGAAAAAUGAAAAAAAAAAAAAAAUGUCUUCCGUCAAACUUGUACUGUCAUAAGUUUACAAAAAAUAAAACUCCUGAUAUUUUAUCAGCAUGGAGCCUUAGUCUUAGAUAAUUAAGAAAACAGUAUUAAAAAAAAAAAAACAAAGAAUUGAGACGAAAAUCAGGAAUGGAUAAAAAAAAUAACUGGAAUUUUUUUUCUGUAAAAUCGAAAUUUUUUUCUAAAUGUAAAUCAAAAUCAAAUAAUUAAUUUUUUAAUUUGAAAUUUUUAAUCAAAUCAAAAUUUCCAUCUUCAAAGUCAAAAUUUACAUUGCAAAAUUGAAAUAUGCUUUACGUGGGAGGAAAAAAUGUAAACGAGUUUCUUUUGGAAAACUUUUUUUGGGUUUCGCGCCGAAAUAUUAUUUAAAGUCUGGAGACAUUAAUUAUGCUUGCGCGACUUUUAUAAUCUUGAUUAUUAAAAAUCGUCACCGUUAAAAUUAUAUAUAUAUAUAUAUAAUAGUAUUGUAGAUGCGGCUAAACUUCAUUAUAUUAUAUAAGAGCGAAACAUUCACUGACAUGUGUUAACUUUUUAAUUUUUAUGAAAAUGUAUUAAGAAAUAAAAAUAAAUUAAAUAUUGAAAAUAA